AUGCCAGUACAGUAUGAGGUUACCAAAGUAACCGCGACAGCAAAAGCAGAUAUCCAUGGGGAUUUUGAUACGCACUUUUAUCGUGGGCAGGAUGAGAUCAGCGAAGAAGGCGUUCUGAAACUUUCCGAAAAAUAUGUAAAGAAGUCCAAAUUCCCCGAAUUUUUACCAACAUGGGAUCCAUACCAGAAGUUCCCUCCCCUAACAUUCCAUGAAUACUAUGAUCCCGGUAUAAGGGCAGACCCAGAGUUCCCCAAUUUGUUUAAGAAUAACGAGAAGUUAUCUAUAUCAAAGAUAACACCUAAGUUUGGUACUGAGCUCAGAGGGGUUCAGCUCACCGAGCUGAACAAUGCGGGCAGGGAUGAGCUCGCGCUACUUGUUGCCCAGAGAGGCGUAGUUGUCUUCAGAGAUCAGGACUUUGCUUCGAGAGGGCCAGAGUACGCAAUGAGGUUUGGCGAGCACUUUGGUAAGCUGCACAUCCACCAGACGUCAGGGGCACCGGAAAAAUAUCCUCAUCUGCACAUCACAUUUAGAAGACCAGAUCGCCAGGAGUUUGAUCGAGUGUUCAGGGAUAGCCACUCCUCUAUCAGAUUUCACACAGAUGUUUCCUACGAAUUGCAACCUCCUUCUUAUACUUUUUUUUCUGUUUUGGAGGGGCCCGAGGGCGGUGGUGACACGUUGUUCAGUGAUUCUCUUGAAGCCUUCAACAGAUUAUCACCAUCUUUACAGGAAUAUCUGAGUCAGUUGCAUGUAGUUCAUAGUUCUAAGGAACAAGCCGAAAAUUCAUCUAGGCAAGGUGGCAUUCAGAGGAGAGAGCCGGUCUUCCACAUACACCCUCUUGUCCGGGUGCAUCCAGUCCUGAAAAAGAAGACCUUGUUUGUCAACAGAAUGUUCUCAAGGAAGAUCUUGGAGUUGAAGCAACCAGAAUCAGACUUAUUGUUAAAAUUCUUAUAUGAUCUUGUGGAAAAUACACAGGACUUACAGUUAAGGGCCAGAUGGGAGCCUGGAACCGUGACUGUUUGGGACAACCGUAGAGCCCACCAUUCUGCGGUGAUUGACUGGGAUGAGCCCGUUUCUAGACAUGCGUUUCGAAUCACACCCCAUGGAGAGAGACCUGUUGAAGACUUGAAAUACCUAAAUGACAAAACAUAUUAUCCUUCCUAG
Molecule: messenger RNA, 1161 nt
Organism: Eremothecium cymbalariae DBVPG#7215
Lineage: Eukaryota; Fungi; Ascomycota; Saccharomycetes; Saccharomycetales; Saccharomycetaceae
Gene: JLP1
Product: sulfonate dioxygenase
Exons: 1
Coding region: 1-1161 (386 amino acids)
Biological process (GO): sulfur compound catabolic process
Cellular component (GO): cytoplasm
Molecular function (GO): sulfonate dioxygenase activity
Source: RefSeq, a predicted model, not a curated record